CCACUCCCCCCCCCCUCGCCGUGCAUUGGAAAACAAUCCCACCUUGAACCCUUUUCAAUCUGGCUUCCCUUAGAAAGGACAAUUCGUCUCCGUCGUGACUGUCACUUGCCUGACUGCCUGCCCAUAGCCGGGACCGCACACCUCUGUCCCAACUUGAUGCUCUUGUCGUCGUCAACUUGAAUCACCUUGCUACACCCACAAAAAGCAUUGCUUCUUCGCCCAUUGCACAUUGAUUCUCGCGCUCUAGGACUCGCUCUCUUCUUUCCCCCCCGGGCCCCUUCCUCCGCACCCUUCUUCCCUCCCGACCUCCUCGCCCUCAACUCUUUCACUCCCUCCAACUCUUCUCUUCCCCCCACCCACCAUCGCACAAACAAACAAAAUGGCUGCAGCGACCGCAGUACUCGACAAUGGAGGCGUCCAGCUCGCAGACAAGGCAGCCGCCGCUGCCCAUCACCCGGCUCACGGCCACCCCGCAUCGCCACCAACGCUCUCGCCUUCGGCUCUGCCGACUAACGCCCCCGCCCCAGAGGUGUCCAUGGUCGAGGCUAGUGACUUUACCGGUGUCACCUUUACUCCCGAGCUCUGGAUUCAACGACGAACCUGGGCCCUUGACGCCCUCCGCACCGAGGGUGCUCGCUCCAUCCUCGAUUUUGGCUGCGGACCAGGAUCUCUGCUGCAGACGGCCGUCAUUCCUCCCUCUACGGUUCCUGAAAAGCCCAUCAUCGGUAGCAACGGCGAAAUCCCAGACGGCAUUUCGCUUUACACGCAGCGCCUCGCCGCAGUCGAUGUCAGUGCAGAGGUCAUGACCACGGCCAUGUCACAACUCGAGCCCCCGGGCCCCAACGCCUCCGGCCUCCUCGCACCCCCACGAUGGGCACCAAUGAGCACCGAGCUCUGGCUCGGAAGCAUCGAGCACUACAACAGCCGCCUCGAAGGCUACGAGUCGAUUGUGGCGCUCGAGGUUAUUGAGCACCUGGAGCCAAACCUCCUGUCUCGCUUCGGCGUCGUCACGCUGGGCACCUACCGCCCUCGUCUCCUCCUCCUCACCACUCCUAAUUUCGACUUCAACGCAAAGUUCCCCAGCAGCCACAGCCACCACGACGAGGAAAACUGUGACAGGCGCGGCUUUGUCGACCCGACCGGCCGUACUGACCGAGUCUUCCGUCACUCGGACCACAAGUGUGAGAUGACUGGAGACGAGUUCCGUCACUGGGCUCUGAGUGCCGCCGACGACUGGGGCUACGAUGUGGAGAUUGGCGGAGUCGGCAUCUCGUCCAAGCCAUCAUACUACCCUGCCAAGGACGGCGAGGAGCCUCAGCCAAUCUACGCGACCCACACGGCCAUCUUCCGUCGCACCACUGGUAUCCCGAUGAGAUCCCCGCGUUCGGUCCGCACCGUUGAGCUGCCCUUCAUGAUUGGCGUCAACGAGGCCGCCCACCCCCACAGACUGGUCGGCAAGUGGUACCACCCCGUCACAGGAGUCUGCCAGCCUGGCGCACCACAGCCACCAGCAUCCGUCCGCGAGGCCGUCGGCAAGGUGUUUGACGCCGUCGGCAUCCAGCAGCUGAGCCUGGACGAGCUUUGGGCCUACCCUGAGGUAUCAGGUGGAAGCGCCGGCUCGAAGCGUCAUCUGGUUUCCGCCCUCGGCGGAUGGGGAAACUGCCCUCCGAUCCCAGGAUCAAACACUCAGUUUACUGUCGUUGUCGACCACAACGGCCUGGCCAUCAAGCGCAACUAGGCGCGGGGCGAGCAGCAGCAAGCACAAGGUUUUCUUUAUCAUGGCGUGUACAUCCCAGGAGGCGCACAGGGCAUAGUGUAACAAGACGAGAGAGAGCGCAGGGUACGGCACAACGUACGCCUAGUAGACGAUUUGGCCCUCAUGUAACGUUCAACAAGUCAUGCAUUCAGGUCUCACGAG
Vanrija pseudolonga is the source of this 1918-nucleotide messenger RNA. RefSeq names its product Small RNA 2'-O-methyltransferase (gene HEN1). The coding region runs from base 380 to 1738 and encodes 452 amino acids. Gene Ontology annotation, biological process: siRNA processing; RNA methylation; piRNA processing. The transcript is spliced from 4 exons. Gene Ontology annotation, molecular function: O-methyltransferase activity; RNA methyltransferase activity. NCBI's taxonomy places the organism in Eukaryota, Fungi, Basidiomycota, Tremellomycetes, Trichosporonales, Trichosporonaceae. The record is from RefSeq and is a predicted model, not a curated record. Gene Ontology annotation, cellular component: nucleus; cytoplasm.